Molecule: messenger RNA, 2645 nt
Organism: Rosa chinensis
Lineage: Eukaryota; Viridiplantae; Streptophyta; Magnoliopsida; Rosales; Rosaceae
Exons: 8
Coding region: 872-2506 (544 amino acids)
Biological process (GO): meristem development; meristem maintenance
Source: RefSeq, a predicted model, not a curated record
CAUCUUAUCUCCCCAGUCUUCUAUUACGACCACAAAAGGAGAAACCUCUUUUAUUUCUAGCAAAAGCAAGCUGCCCUCUGGUAAGUGAAUCACUUAGCUCCAAUUGAAUCUUGCAGCUCCAAUAUCCUCAAAUUCAUCAACACCUUCAUUUAAUGGUGAUCUGGGUAUGAAGCCGAGAGUAUCCUCGUGACCACGAAAGUCCAUUUUGUGUAGUCUUUUAUCCUAUUGUUCCAGAGCUGAAAUCAUAGCUGGGAAUCCCUUGAUUUUUAGCAAAUCCCGCUUUAGUAGAGUUGUUUGGAAGCUGGGUAUCCCUUGAUUGCAGGACUUGGUUGUCCAAACAAUGGCUUCGAAAGGGACCGGAGAAGACAAUUAUGAAGGCAAACAAAAAGUAUCACCAAACGCUCAUUUGCAUUUGCGGAAGCACUAAGUCAAGCCACUGAAAAGAAUGCCUCGGCCUUCAUGAAUAGAAUAACACAACGAGUCCCGAAUGAAGGUGGGGUGGGGUACGUCAACUUGGCCCAAGUUUCCAGAGUGAUUACCUGCUGAUGUGGAAAAAGUUUUGAGCCAGCAUGAAGUAGAUGAUUCUAGCUAUUUCAGUGAAGGAAAAGCAUGGGGAGCAUGGGGAACAAAACCAAGAAAAUGGCCUGGUGAAACAGCCAACUGGAUUCCGUGGGUAGAACGAGUCGAGAAGUGAUUUGGGGAGAUAUGGAAACGACUUGGGAUCUAUGACGCCAUCAAGCUGUCCACCAUUACUAUUUCUUGUGACCGCUCCUUGCUGGCUGCCGCUAUGUGUUUUUGGAGUUCUCAAACAAACUCUCUGGAGCUUUAGUUUGGUGCACUUAGUCCGACCUUGAUUGAUAUAGCGGCCAUUAUGGGCUUGCCGCCACAUGGGCAAGUGGUGGACAUUGUAUUUGCAGAAGGAAAGUGUGACAUUGAUCUGGGUUGCGAGCUAAGAGAUCGAACUAAAGGUAGACCAGCCGUUGCUAAUUUUAGUACAUGGAUUGAGGUGUUUAACAACGGUUUGGGAAAUAAGUCACUUGAUAGUAUUGGCAGUCCGGAAGAGAAAGGGGAAAGCCAGCAGGAGACAAUGGAAGUAACUCAUGUAGAGCAUGCUGCAUUUCUUGCCUUUUGGAUAUGUAAGUUCUUAGUGUGCACAACUUCUAAAAAAGUGAAUGUGGAGUACUACAAGUUGGCUGAAGCAUUAGCAAGUAAAGAAGUACAAGAGAGCGAUCAACCAUUAGCUCUUGGUCCAUUUGUGCUUGCCCACUUAUACAGAUGUCUUCACCACUAUGUGACCGAAGGACUGAAUCCAAAUUGGUCUGGGCCAUUGUGGAUUUUUCAGUUGUGGCUGCACACUUACUUUCCCUCUUUCAGACAGCCGGGUUUGGCAUUGGCCGUAGACACCACUCUUGGACAACAAUUAGCUCCUCUUGAUUUACUUCCUCAUUCAGUAGAAGAGUGUUUUGAGGUGUUGUUCAAGUGUCUAGAGUUUUCUGCAGAACAAUUUGCCGUUUGUUUCAGUAGGAAGUAUCCACCCUACCUUGCAAUGGAUAUCAGCCAACACGCUUCAGAAAGUGAGACGAGAUGGGAGACUGCGUGUUCAGCUUGGAAGAGUGCAAUAGGUAUAAGGGAUCUCUUCUGGGGUGCCUUGUUUGGUAAAACACUCAAGUGUGGAGUGGAGUUAUAUUCACCAUCCUAUUUCAGUCGUCAGUUGGGAUAUUAUCAAGCUAUACCGGCUCCGGUGCCAGAAUCGUCAAACCGAUAUAGGUCAUUGCGAGCCGUUUUCUGCAACAAGGACGACAUUGAGCAGAAUAACAAGGCGUUUGUGUACAACAUGAGCUUUCCCAUGAAGACAAGAGUAGCAACUAGCAAGAGUUCCUCCCAGUUCAGAGAGUGGUGGACGAAACGAGUAGGUAGCCGCUUUAAAGAUGGGUUGGUGUCGGCUAGGCGAUCGGCUUUUGCAGGAAAUCCGUGGGCACAAGAGAAGCCGAAAGCUGUAAGGCGUGGUAAAAUAACAAGCAAAGUUGCUAAAGCAAUCCCAACUAUAAGUGGCCAAGAGUCUUUGAAGAAGUGUGCUAAAGGGAGCACAAAGAGAAAGGCCACCCAUAGUGCGGCCACUGAGGCGGCCAAAGAUGGUGCCACCAUGUCUUCAACGUCUCAAUCUCCUCCAGCGAAACAAUCGGUAAAACAAGACGAGCAAUCCUCUAAGAGUGAAGAACAAUUAUGCGUGGCCAAACGAAGUUGCCUAGAGACAUUCAAGAAGGCCAACGUCCAAAAUGCCAUUCCUAGUGAAACAGAGGAAUCCGUGGAACUGACCAUUGAUAAAGAUGGCCAACCAAGUAGUGACGAACCGGUGGGGGAGAUAAUUUCUCCUGAAAGAAUGACCGAAAGCGAAGUUAUGGCAAUGAAUAUGGAGGAGACACUUGUGCUCGCCAAACUUCACCGCAAGCCAGUAUUCCCUCCUCGUCGCUUAGUGAGCAACACCUGGUGUUGGCUAACGAACUAGAAGGUAAUCAAGGGUUUGAAGCAGAACUUCAGGCUUUUAUGAGGGCAUUUUCGGCUGAUGCUCUAAUCCAACCAGAAUGUUGCUCGGCCAUUUUGCAGUUACCAACCCCGCAAUUGACAUCAAGGGAGGAAGUUGAUGG